Molecule: messenger RNA, 1239 nt
Organism: Menidia menidia (Atlantic silverside)
Lineage: Eukaryota; Metazoa; Chordata; Actinopteri; Atheriniformes; Atherinopsidae
Source: the annotation of a GenBank genome assembly
CUGACUGAAAAAUCACCAGUUGGAGAAUUUGUAUAUGCUUCAGGUGGACGAACAAGGGCCAUGGUGACACUGAACCACCUCAGCGUAGAGGAUCCAGAUGAUGGCUCUCCGUUGCUGCCAGUGGCAGCAGAAACCACAGCUGCCACACCUGUCAGUCAGAGACAGCGGGUGGUUACAAAGACUGAGGCCAGGGAAUUUUUCCUCAGCAGGGGGACGAAUCUAACUAGCAGUUUGCUUCUCUUGAUCGGAUGCUACUUGGCUAUACUCAUUCCUGCAUACUUCCCACUGAGUAACCUGAAAGCCGAGAGCAAUGAUUAUCAGGAGCCCAGAGAUUUGCUCUUAUUAAAUCGGUCGGCCUCUCUGCUGUCAGAUCCCUGCCAGCCUCGCUGGGGUCUGAGCCACCUCAAGCCUCUGUCCUGUUCGGAAGGCCUUCUGGACAUCCCUGUUUUCGUGCAGCAGGACAAGCCUGCGGUGUGGCAUCUGGCCCCGCCGCUGGGGCUCCGGGGCAGUGAGGAGCACCUGGCCCAGGCUCUUGCUGCCAUGCCUCAGCCCGGUCUUCCUCCAUCGCUGAAGAGAGAGGGCAGCUGCAGGCGAUGCGUGGUGGUGGGAAAUGGUGGCGUCCUUUAUGGGAGCCAUCUUGGAUCCCACAUAGAUCAAUAUGAUAUCAUUGUCAGGCUUAAUAAUGCUCCGGUGACUGGAUUUGAGAGAGAUGCUGGAUCUCGCACCACAAUCCGCUUGAUGUACCCAGAGGGAGCACCUCACUCUGUUAAUGAGUACAGAAAUACCUCUAUGGUUGCUCUUGUGGCCUUCAAGAGCCUGGAUUUGGACUGGCUCACUUCUGUCAUCACCAAACAGCCCCUGAACUUCUGGUCCAAAAUGUGGUUCUGGAGGGAGGUGGUGGAUGAGAUUCCCCUGAGCCCAGAGAGCUUCAAAAUCCUCAACCCAGAAAUUAUUCAUAAAACAGGGCAAGCUUUGCAGAGAUAUGCUCUCAAACAUGGAAAUAUGGUGCCAACACUGGGUGCCAGCGCAGUUGUGAUGGCCUUGCAGGUGUGCGACCAGGUGAGCCUGGCAGGGUUUGGCUACGACAUGCAGCAGCCUGCGGCCAGGCUUCACUACUAUGAGACCAUACGUAUGGACGCCAUGAAGGCUCAGGUGGUGCACGACGUCAGUGCUGAAAAACUUUUCUUGAGGGAAUUAGUGGCUGCAGGAGCUGUGACUGACCUCACGGGAGCUCUGUGA